AUGAGUUCGUCAUCGUCGCGGCGGCGCAUGGCAACUAGCGUUGCCAAUGUCAUGUUUACCAAUGCGGUUUACUUCCCCAAUUUCAAAAUCUACAGCGGCGCAACCCCGGGAAUGCUGAACUACGGCUGCAUCAGCCACGUGUUCUAUGCGUUCGCAAGUGUUGCGGCUGACGGGUCCGUAUUUCUAAGUGACGAGUGGGCAGAUGCUCAGGCCCCGUGCGAUGGAGUGCGCGGUGGUUUGGGAUCCCUAAUGCAUCUCAAACAGGCGCAUCCGCAUUUGCGAGUCAUCUUGUCCAUCGGCGGCGGCAACUCCGGCGAGGUGUUCCCCAUAGUUGCGUCCAAUGGCAUGUUGCGAGACCAUUUCGCCCGCUCGGCCAGGGGCUUGGUGGAAGCAUCAGGCUUCGAUGGCAUCGACAUAUGCUGGGAAUAUCCCUCGGACCCGCAGCAGGGGGCGGAUUUCACGGCACUACUCGGCGCGACCAGGAUGCACCUACCCGCCGAUGAGUAUUUCCUCACGGCGGCACUGCCUGCCAACCAGGGAGUCUUGCAGUGCAUCGAUAUUGGCACGGCCGCCUACUACCUGGACAUGAUCAACCUCAUGGCGUACGACUUCUUUGGUUCAUGGACUCACCGGAGUGGGCACCACGCACAGCUGUACUCGAUGAGCAAGGACGAAACGUCGGGCUCGGCCGGCGUUGCCUUUCUGGUCGGCGCGGGCUGCCCAGCAAAGAAAAUCAACCUCGGCAUCCCGUUGUACGGCCGCAGCUUCCUAGGGGUAAGCGGACCGGGUCACCGAUACAAAGGCGCCGGUGGCGAGGAGGGGACGUUCGAGUACAACCAGCUGCCGAGGAAGGGCGCCAAGGAGCAGGUCGACAAACGCAUAGGCGCAGCGAUGUGCGUCGGUGGCGACGGGGGCUUCGUGAGCUAUGACAAUCCGGAUACGGUCAAGAUGAAAGCGACGUUUUGCAAGCAGAAACGGUUGGGUGGGUUGUUUUACUGGAGUGGACCCUCAGACGCCCAGGAGAAGUCCCGGAGCUUGAUUGCUGCAGGGUUCAAGACACUGCACUCGUCUUGA
Neoarthrinium moseri is the source of this 1074-nucleotide messenger RNA. RefSeq lists its product as uncharacterized. Gene Ontology annotation, biological process: chitin catabolic process; carbohydrate metabolic process. Gene Ontology annotation, cellular component: extracellular region. Gene Ontology annotation, molecular function: chitin binding; chitinase activity. The coding region runs from base 1 to 1074 and encodes 357 amino acids. The record is from RefSeq and is a predicted model, not a curated record. Lineage: Eukaryota; Fungi; Ascomycota; Sordariomycetes; Amphisphaeriales; Apiosporaceae. The transcript is spliced from 4 exons.